Nematocida major is the source of this 783-nucleotide messenger RNA. RefSeq names its product transcription initiation factor TFIID subunit 7. Gene Ontology annotation, biological process: transcription initiation at RNA polymerase II promoter; RNA polymerase II preinitiation complex assembly. Gene Ontology annotation, molecular function: RNA polymerase II general transcription initiation factor activity. NCBI's taxonomy places the organism in Eukaryota, Fungi, Microsporidia. Gene Ontology annotation, cellular component: transcription factor TFIID complex. The record is from RefSeq and is a predicted model, not a curated record. The transcript has a single exon. The coding region runs from base 1 to 783 and encodes 260 amino acids.
AUGGAGGACCAGUUCAUAAUACGCCCCCCGGAAAGCAUAUGCGAGAAAGUGCAUGCAGACAUAAAGAAAGGCGCCCUCCAUAAAAUAUCCAUUCGAAUGACAGGGCCCAGAGAGGGCACUCUCACGUACGAAAAUAAAGCGUAUCCUGGGAUUAUUGCAGAUCUUCCCUGCAUAAUUGAGUCUCAUAAGACCCUUGAUAACAGGCAGUUCAUAAAAACUGCAGAUAUUUCAAAAAUUCUGAUAUUCUCGGAGGAUAAAGCCAGAGCAGAAAAGGCCUCAGAAGAAGGGCCUCUCUCAGGAAUAACUCCCCCGAUGCGGUACGUGAAGAGGCGGCGGUUUAGGAAGAGGCUCACGAAAGUCCCAAUUAUUGAGGAGAUCGAAAGGGAGGUAAAUGGCCUGAUGCAGAGGGAUAAGGAAGCCGUUAAAGUCGACCUGCAACUCGUGAGCAAAGGCGGGAGCGAGACGGAGGAAGACAUUUCCUCGCUUGCAGCGGAGAUUGAGCUUAAUCUGCUCGAAGACAGGGCUGUCCAGACAAGUGCUGAGUACCCGGAGACUCUCUUGGAGGAGCAGCGCGAGAGAGAGCGCCUUAUCCGAGAGCUCACAGGGAAGAUCGAGGAGAAGAAGGAGCAGCUUGCCAGAAUCGUAAAUCCCAUCCUCAAGAAGAGGUUCUACGAGAGCAUACAGCAGCUCGAGAGAGAGCGGGAGGAGGUUGUUCUUGCCCUGGAGAAGGACCCAAACGAGGAGUCCCAGGAGAGAAGUCAGGACCUCCCACAAAAUGAAUAA